This is a messenger RNA of Panicum hallii, 291 nucleotides long. Its product is annotated as probable non-specific lipid-transfer protein 2. The transcript has a single exon. Gene Ontology annotation, biological process: lipid transport. The coding region runs from base 1 to 291 and encodes 96 amino acids. The record is from RefSeq and is a predicted model, not a curated record. NCBI's taxonomy places the organism in Eukaryota, Viridiplantae, Streptophyta, Magnoliopsida, Poales, Poaceae.
AUGGGCAAGGCGACGGCCACCACCGUGCUCGCGCUCGCGCUGUGCGGCGCCGUCCUGCUGCUGCUGGCCGCGCGGCCGCUGGACGCGGCGUCGUGCAACCCGACCGCGCUGAGCCCGUGCGGCGGCGCGCUGUUCGGCGGCGCGGUGACGCCGGGGUGCUGCAUGCGGCUCAAGGCGCAGCAGCCGUGCCUCUGCCAGUACGCGCGCAACCCCGCCUACAGCAGCUACGUCAACGGCCCCGCCGCGCAGAGCGUCGCCAAGGCGUGCGGCAUCCCAAAGAUGAAGUGCUGA